Molecule: messenger RNA, 1458 nt
Organism: Euleptes europaea (tarantolino)
Lineage: Eukaryota; Metazoa; Chordata; Lepidosauria; Squamata; Sphaerodactylidae
Gene: CCDC82
Product: coiled-coil domain containing 82
Exons: 7
Coding region: 1-1434 (477 amino acids)
Cellular component (GO): nucleus
Source: RefSeq, a predicted model, not a curated record
AUGGAAACAAAUUCUGCAAGUAGAAGAUAUGAAACGAGAAGCACAAGAGCGAAAGAACUCGUAACCAAAUCUCGGGUUGAUUGGAGUCGGACUAAGAAAACCCGAGUGUUUGACAGCGAGGAAGAGGGUGAUGAAAUCACAUCAGCGUCAGAAAAGGAAAUUCAAACCAGUUCAGAAGAUGAAGCGGAGGAAAAAGACGAAUCCGUGGUUAAAGAAAGCAAAGAAGAAACCCCAGUGAACGGGGGAAGCCUUCCAAUCGUUGAGGCAGGCUGUGAAGGCACUGCAGAAGAGGCUGCGGAAGAAGAAAGCGUGGUCCCGGGGAGGUGCAAGAGGUCCCGAUCCUCUGUGGUGUACGAUAGCGAUGAAAGUGACGACAGUUGCAUUGUUAGAAAAGUGUUCGCGAAACGCCAUUGUGUAAUAGACGAGGAAGAUUCACCUAGCGAACAGGAGCAGCACACGUCACCUGCAGAAGAAGAGACAAAAAGAAAACGGAAAAGGUUGAUGAAGCUGCAAGAACUUUCCCAACGGCGAUCGACUCGGGCGCAGAGUGACAGAAAUCAUCAUGAGGAUGCUGAAGAUGAUGCCUUAAUAUUAGAAGAUUCCUGUCCGUCAUCCUUAAGCCCCACUGAAAUCCGUGACUCGGCUGACGAUGAUAGCAUGAAAGAUUUCAUUGUGGAGGAGGAAGAAGGCAAAGAGUGGAAACGAGAGGAAUCUGAGGACGAUGAAAGCCAGCCGCAAGAGAAGAAACAUGCCAUGUCGAGCCAAACACUCUUGGAGCGUUAUGUUCCAGGCUUGGCUCGUGUUGAUCCUUCUGUCCACUUGAAAAGAAUUGUAAAGGCCUUUCUCAUCAGUGCUGUUGAUGACACCUUUUUGAUAUCGCUAUACGAAGGAGAAAGGCAAAAGAGGUAUGCGCGAGAGAUGCUGGCUUCACUUCGUUACUUGGACGAACGCUUUAUUCAGCCUCGUCUUGGCAAUUUGCUCUCCAGAAGUCGUUGGAAAGAACGAUAUAAGGAACGUGUGGAUACUUACCCUGAUAUCCGUGUAAUUUUUGGAAAGCCGGAACAACGUGCCUGUCAGGCCUGUGAACUGCAGAGGUACUGUAAACUUACAGUGGUUCUGUCAGGAAAAUCAUACAACAGCGAUACGAUGGAAAUAGAUGACUUCAUGUCGCAAGACAAACAGAGAUUAAAGGUCGGGAUUGUGUGUGGAAAUCGUACCCAAGUUUAUCACAAACUGAAGCAUUUUAAAUACGAGUUGUAUCAGGAUUGCUGCUGUGUUAUGAAGGACGAUGGAAUUCAGGGUGAGCCGCUUAAAGAUACAGUGGACAGAGUCUUCAGUCAGCUGGAAGAAGAUGGCUGGAUCCAGAAGCAAUAUACAGAUCUCGAAGGCUACAUGAAUGAUGCAGACUGCUUCCAAGAGGAAAAAAUGGACUGAGUGUAUAUAUUGCAUCUUCUGAAG